Molecule: messenger RNA, 471 nt
Organism: Chaetomium fimeti
Lineage: Eukaryota; Fungi; Ascomycota; Sordariomycetes; Sordariales; Chaetomiaceae
Exons: 4
Coding region: 84-359 (91 amino acids)
Source: RefSeq, a predicted model, not a curated record
CGCAGCAACCGACAAGCAACGCUCCGGCUUCAACCUCCAACCCCUCCCACGUCAAUCCACGUCUCCUACCUUGCUAUAUCACAAUGGGCGGCGGCGGAAAGGUCCCCUACCCCAAGCACGUCUGGUCGCCAGCCGGUGGCUCGUAUGCGCAGCCAGCUAACUGGAAGGCCAACACGGCUGUCUUCGGCGUCGUCAUCUUCGGCAUCACAGCCCUCGUGUGGAAGUUGAGCGCCGACAGGGAAUACCGCCAUAAGAUGCCCGAGCCUGGUCGCUUCUAUCCCAGCAGAAACUGGAGCAAGCAGAUCAUCGAGCACGAACGGGCGGAGAAGGCGGCAUCGGAAAAGCCGAAGGAGUCAUGAUCGCAGUGCUUGGCCAAGGGGGUUAUGACUUUUAACUGUACAUGACGAAUUAGACGUUGUUUCUGGGAAUUUGACAGGUUUUGCUGUGCACAACCCACAGCUGCCGUAUAAA